AAACCACAGUUGUUCACCAUGGCUCGCACCAAGCAGACUGCUCGCAAGUCCACGGGAGGCAAGGCUCCUCGUAAGCAGCUGGCCACCAAGGCAGCACGCAAGUCUGCUCCUGCCACAGGGGGCGUGAAGAAGCCUCACCGUUACAGGCCCGGAACGGUCGCCCUGCGUGAGAUCCGUCGUUACCAGAAGAGCACAGAGUUGCUCAUCAGGAAACUUCCCUUCCAGCGUCUGGUGCGCGAGAUUGCCCAGGACUUCAAGACCGAUCUUCGCUUCCAGUCGUCUGCCGUCAUGGCUUUACAGGAGGCAUCCGAGGCUUACCUGGUCGGUCUCUUCGAGGACACUAACCUCUGUGCCAUCCACGCCAAGCGUGUCACCAUCAUGCCAAAGGACAUUCAGCUUGCUCGCCGUAUCCGUGGAGAGCGUGCAUAUGCGGAGACUCUUGGAGACUCCUGUGUUGCUGGAGAUGGUGAUUGUGCUUCAACGUCAAUCGAGGCAGUAGAGUCAUCAUCGGAAAACAAGUGUUGGUUUUCAGAAGCAUCAGGUGUAGGUACCUGUGAAGCUGGUGUAGUCUCAGGUGCGGCUGGUGUAUUUUCUGGUGAAGCUGGUGAAGUUGGUGCAGUCUCAGGUACCACUGGAGAAGUAGCUGGUUCGUCUGGAGUAGUAGCAGUGUGCAAGGAUGUUGCAGAGUCUGUAUCAGGUUGCACAGGGUGGGCGUCAGCAGACAGGAUAUCUGCCAAUGCAGUUGAAGAGAUGGUGAUGCUGAUGUUAGAAGCAGAAGUGGUAUUUGUUGCUGAAGUCGUAGCAUUGGUGUUGGCUGAGGCUGUUGUUGUGAAGAGCUCGUCACGAACACAAAAAUUUUUCGGCGCCGGCCAUCACAAACCACAAUUGUUCACCAUGGCUCGCACCAAGCAGACUGCUCGCAAGUCCACGGGAGGCAAGGCUCCUCGUAAGCAGCUGGCCACCAAGGCAGCACGCAAGUCUGCUCCUGCCACAGGGGGCGUGAAGAAGCCUCACCGUUACAGGCCCGGAACGGUCGCCCUGCGUGAGAUCCGUCGUUACCAGAAGAGCACCGAGUUGCUCAUCAGGAAACUUCCCUUCCAGCGUCUGGUGCGCGAGAUUGCCCAGGACUUCAAGACCGAUCUUCGCUUCCAGUCGUCUGCCGUCAUGGCUUUACAGGAGGCAUCCGAGGCUUACCUGGUCGGUCUCUUCGAGGACACUAACCUCUGUGCCAUCCACGCCAAGCGUGUCACCAUCAUGCCAAAGGACAUUCAGCUUGCUCGCCGUAUCCGUGGAGAGCGUGCAUAAGCUAAAACGACCACCCUAGUAUACACCAAACUCGGCCCUUCUCAGGGCCAAAA
Molecule: messenger RNA, 1358 nt
Organism: Procambarus clarkii (red swamp crayfish)
Lineage: Eukaryota; Metazoa; Arthropoda; Malacostraca; Decapoda; Cambaridae
Source: RefSeq, a predicted model, not a curated record